GUCCAGCCUAUCGGAAGAUACAGUAUCCAUCGGACAAUUUAGUGAUAGAGGAAAGGAACAGUGGUAUGUGUGUGUGUGCGCGCAUGAUGUUAGAAGCAGCCGCGGGAGCAAAGUAAAAUGCAUCAUGCAAUCAUACACCUGACCGACUAUUAGCGAACCGUUUGAAACGUUUUUCUUGUACGUGUCUGACGGGUAUGUUCCAUGAAUGAAAGUUUCACUCGUCAGUAGUCUCUCAGCUGGAUGGUACAGUCUGUGAUCAUCAGCUAUGGAGUGAAAUCCAACACUUUGAUGUUGCACGAACAUCAUCAUGAAGGUGUGCGCUGUUGGGGGGGGGGGGGUUGGUGUUCUGCCUGAGUGCGGUAGAUCAAGGAUCAAUCCAACGAUCAAUCAGCCAUGAUCAUUUCAUGAUCUGUUGUGUUGUGUCACUCUCUUAAUUUUUUUUUGUCUAUGUGUUUUUAUGCGUACAGACAGGCUGGGAAGAAAUCAUGUCAAUUGAAUCGUGUUAAGCUUCGUUGGAUGAAAUUGCAAUUUUGCGUCUUGCACGGAUGAAGGUGAAUGGAUUUAACAAUUGAAACCAUAGGCAUCGUCCGUGCGAAAUCAUAGUAAAACGCACACUUUUCCCGCACAACGAUUGUUUAGCAAAGGACAAGAAAGAAGGAAACAAAAAUAGCACAGAAAACCUAGCAAAGCUUUAUGUUUCACAAUGUGUUCAAUUCCAUUUGGAUUGUGUGUGUGUGUAUGUACGGGGUUUUCCGCACUUUUCGAUGCUCCUACACAAUGCACACUUUGUUGCAGUGUUUGCGUGCGGAAUUUUCAUCAAAUUAAAGACACACGCGGCAAUGGCAAGAACUAGUCCACAGAAAAACCUUUCACGUUUUUUUUUCAUGUGGAAUUACAUGCAUUAAGCGGACUCUGCAACAACCACAACGCCGAUCUGUAGGUAUCCGGUGGGCAGCAAGUUGAUAGUAGACUGCGUGAGAUCAUAAUUAUUGGAACCGGUGUACGUCGAGCCAGAUACAUAUGUUCUCGUAUCUCUUUUUCUCUCUCUCGCUCUCUUGAUUGCCAUCUACAGACGCUUGGACGACUUUCUGUAGUCGAACAUAAUGACCUUGAAGAAUAGGCCUCCGUUGGCUUAAACUUGCGCUCAAACAUGUUGGCAUAUACGUGUACAGUGACGGAUAAAGCUCUUCGGCACCCUCAAGCGGAAUGGGGUAUACUGGUAGUGUCCUGAGGCGUUUUUUGGGUGUCAACGUUGUCUAGCGAGAUGUGGGAAUCGAGCUAGUUACAAAGUGGGGGGCCAAUAUUGUAUGAUUGAAAUAAUUAUCUAAUUAAAUUAUCGGAAGGCGGAAGUUUUCACUUUCACCUGUACGCGGGAUAGACAAAAAACGGAAAAUCUCUUCACAAGCUUACGAUGGGUAUGCGGCAGAUACAACCACCAACUCUAAUCGAAAUCGAUUACCUAUGUUUAUUGUAAAAAAAAAACAGAGAGAAACAGAGUACACCGAAGCGAAGUGGGUGAAAUUAUCACCAACACGUCAGCAAGUCGUGUGUCGCGCAUACACGCGGCGUUGUGCCAUGCAAAUGAUAAAAAUAGAAAAGACAAGAGACCACCGUUGACCGUUUUUUUCUGGUUGACGGGUGAAAAUUCAACGGACCCAGUAGGGAAUGAUAUAACGAGAGCUGCCCAAUGCAUCCCAGCCGAUGGAUGGAUGGUUGAAAAAAUCACUUGUACGUAGAAAUGUUCUCUAGUGUAGCUGAACCUGACCAGAUAUGCACACUCCACCACCGUGUUCGAGAAGUAGAUGGUUCCGUGAUAAACGAAACGGAAUGAUGGGACAUUAGUGCGAGAUUAACGCAACGAAACGCGACGAAACGCUUUACGCUAGUAGGUAAACCACAUACUUUGGUGGUGCACUAGCCCCAGUAGUUAAGGAAAUCGUCACAAAAUUACCUGUUAACUGUAAUAUUGAGCAGAGAGAAAGAAGCACCUAAUAUUCCAGCGGAGUCAUACUUAAACUGAACAACUAUUUCAUACCUGCCUGUGUACUGUACCCAAGAGACUGUGUAAAAAAAAGUUGUGCGUUUGUUAUAUAGGAAUAGAAAACUUCCGCCGUCCAAUUACAUACUCCAACACAAACAAAACAAAACACUGCCGGGAAGGCUUACUUCUUCCACCAGUUAGCCCGAAACUAAGCUAACACAGCGGAAGGUCGUUGUUUGCCAGCCAGACAGGAGACGGGGGUUCGUUCAUUUUUGGAAGCGUAAUUUGCAACCUGGAGGAGGGUGUGGUACAGUGUACGCAAGAGAAUCGACGAGUCCACAAAGGCGAAGGAAAUUUAUCUACGCUUGCAGCAUGGCAACCGAUAGUGACGAUGUCGCCACGCUGGCACAAUCUACGGUGGCGGAAAAGCGCCAGGAGGAGGAUAACAAUAACAAGAUCGAUCUGGUAGCGGACACGGUAUCGAAGCUCAGCCUAAAUGGUACGCUAGCCGAAAAUGGAGAAAAUGAAACGGUUUCGUCGGGUGUCUCGGAGGAAAAUCAGCUGAACAAUAACAGCACCACCGGUACGGAUGAAACCGUGGAGACCGGUAACAACAACAGCUCCGAACCGCCUACUCCAACCACACCAACCGGUGGUGUUGCCGGUCCCGGUGGUCCUUUAUCGAUCGGUAAGCGCAUUCGUCGUACGUCGGAAAAGCUGAACGAGGAUGCAGUAAGCGGUGCGCGCAAAAAGUAUUCGCUCGAUUUGCUGCUUUCGCUGAAGGAUUCGGCGAUUGGGCGUGAGAAACCGACCACGAUACCGGACGUUUGUAAAUCACUGCUGAAAUCGAGCCCGGGUACGUUCGUUUCCUCCUCCCGUCAUAUGGGCGGUAGGGGUGGCGGUGGUGGUGGUGGUGUUGGACAUAUCGGAGGUGGGCAGGACAACAGUCUGCUGCCCUCGUUUAUGAAAGGCAUGGGCUUCGGCGGACCACCAUUUGGCGAAGGAACGGACAGCGGUUCCGGCAGACCACCGAUGAACCGUGCACCGUACCGUGGCCGACUGUCUGCCAAGGAAAUGUCCACUCGCUCUUCUGCCGGUGGACCGGACGAUACGGAUUGGCAGAUGAUCAAGGUGAAUCUGAACAUCACCGAAGAGGUAAAGCUGAAGGGAUCGGCCAAUGCCUGGAAACCAUCGUUCAUGAUGCCGAAGGUAAAGCUGGAUCCCGAAACCGAAGCAACCCAACUGUUGUCGCGCGAAUUCCGCAGCGCACUGAACAAACUUACGCCGGAGAACUUUUCCGUGCUGAAGGAACAGAUCAAGCAGCUGAAGAUCGACACCGAGGAGCGGUUGAGCAACUGCAUCAAAAUUUUGUUCGAGAAAGCCAUUAUGGAGCCGAACUUUUCCGACACGUACGCGCAGCUGUGCAAGGAUCUCGGUAGCGAAAUUACGGUCAAAUUGAACGAUUCGAACACGGCAUUAUCCCUGAAGCGUCUGCUAAUCAAGCAGUGCCAGGUCGAGUUCGAGAAGCAUCAUAAGGAAUGCAAAACAAAUACCGAACUGCAGGAACAAAAGGAGAAGCUUACGGAGGCGGGCGAACAGACGGCGGAAGAGACCGAGGAGAUGAAGAUGGAGCUCGAGGAACAGACGAAUCGCAUUCGAAGGCGAGCCCUCGGUACGAUUCGAUUCAUCGGUGCGCUAUACAAGCAGCAACAGCUCGGCCCGAACACGAUGGUAAAUUGCGUCGACCUGCUACUCCAAGACAGGAUGCUGGACGAGGAAUCGCUCGAGUGUGUCUGCAAGCUGCUCACCACAAUUGGAGCGCGCAUCGAGGACUCGCAGGGCCUUACGCUGCAGACCUGUUUCGACAAGCUGCAGCAAAUUUCGGAAAGGAAAAAAAUGCUGUCGAACGGUGAACCAGUAUGCAAUCGUAUCCGGUUCAUGAUCAUGGAUCUGCUUGAUCUGCGCAAGGACAAAUGGCGAGGGAAACAUGCGCAAAACGCACCAAAAACGAGAGAACAGAUCCAGCGUGAAGUGGAAGCGGAGGAGAACAAGAAUUGGAUGCUCAGCUAUAAAUUGCCCCGCGGCCGUGCUGGUGGUGAAAGCGGCGGUGGAGGCGGCGGCGGCGGCAGCGGUGGUGGUGGCCGUGAUGGUGCCGGCGGUGGUGGAGGCGGAAGUGCAUCGAAGAAUAAGCGCUUGGUCGAUGAAGAUGGAUUCGUGCUGCCUGCCAACAAUCGCAAUAAUAAUGCUUGGACCAUGCCAUCUAUUGAUCCGAAGAAGAUAAACCUUCCGGUUACUAAAGCUCCCGGUGAAACUCGCCUCGGAUCGGCCUCCAUGUUUCAGGGUUGGGGCAACACAAACAAUGUGUUCGCAGCGCUGAACACGGAAGACUCGACUGCACCACCGCCGAGCUUCUUCGGUGCGUCCGGCCCGAUGGGCGGUGGCAGUAGCGGAGGUAGUGGCAGCGGCACUGGAAGUGGAAGUGGCCCCAAACCCAACAAGAAAGGUGGUGGCGGCGGCGGAGGAAACAAUUCCAAAAAACAUUACCAGGGCCGUAGCAGUAGCUUUUUAUGAUAAGGAGGAUAUCCCAUCGUGUCAUCGUGCCGGCCAUCAUCCACAACUGCUCCUCGUAGUAAUUGGAAACACAAGGGACGAAGGACAAAUCUUCGAGAGGUACUGCAAAUUAGCGCUGGCGCAGGAUUAAUAUAGGAAGCAGGACACGAAGAGGAAUUUCAAAAUUUACUGUGUUUUUUUUGCGAAAAUGGAUCACAUGGCUCUUUACCCUAAUUGCUUUAGUUUUGACAUAAGAACAAUAUCAUUGUCAUCUCUGACCGAGCCCGGAACUCACGAAACAUAUAACAACAGAAAGCAGAACACUGUAUUUGUACGAUACAGAUGAACUAUAUCGCUAACCAAACAUGGGAUUGAAAAUUAGGAUCUAUUUGUAUAAUGGCCAUGUUUGGACAGCGAGAGUGAGAGAAAGAGAGGUGUAAGAAAAGAUUGAUGAACUUGUAGGUUCAGAGUUUAGGUAGGCACAUUUUAUGAUGAAAGCAUUAAAAUUCAAUGUAUGUUGUGUACUUGUAAUUGUGAGGUAAAGAGGUAAUAAUCGCACACCAACAUUAUCGUUGCACAUCCAUUUAAAAGUUACAAUCCCAUACUCUUGAUUCUUCGUGCUCUUAAUUGGCAUUCACCCUUUCCGAAUGGGAUGUUGGAGAUGAUACAGACUUGCUGGAAUUUACAUCCUUAGAAAGAUUUGGCAUAUGGAUAGAGAGGAAUGAUACGAACCAAGCAUAACAGAGAGCGAGAGAGAGAGAGAGAAAGUGCAAGGAAAUCUUCCACAAAAGAGUAAUCCAGGAAAAGGAAUGCUUAAUUGAAGAGAUAUACUCGAUAAAAACUCGUACUACUAUAUGUAUACAUAGUUGAUUAGUUAGGACACAAACCGAUUGCAAAUUGUGAGUGAGUGAGGUGUUAUAUUUAAGAUUCCGGUUAUAAGCCAAAACCAGCAGCAACAGCAGCAGUAGUCGCAAACGGUGGCUGACGGCGCAGAAACUGAUUCCGCAACCACAGUUUCCGCGAUAUAUGAAGUGUAAAAAGGAAAGAAAAGAAAAAACAAACAACCCAUUUACAAAACACUCUACGCCAGGGUUAUGGUAUAGGAUCAUUAUAAGGUAUCAGAAAGAAUAAUCUAGCAAUAGUAGCAGACCGUGCAAGCAAGAAACAGGAAAUGACUCAAACAAUGGAACUGUUUAGCGCAACAGUGUUCCUCCUCAUGUCACACCAUGGUUCCCGGUGGGGAUUAGGAAAACCGGAGUAGAACCCCGAUUAUGCAAAACCGAUAAGCGAACGUGAAAGAGGGUAGAAGACAUUUCAAAUAGCAUCGAUGCAUGAAAUAAAUAUUUGUAGUCAACACAGUGUACUGAUGAGCGCAAUAUAAGGGAAGUACUCUUCUAUAAACAAUAGGUUUUUUUUAAAUAUUAAUCGAAACAUAAUAUUAUAACGAAGGGAUAGGCGAAACGUCAAGAGGGAGAGCGAGGAAGAGAGAGAGAGAGAGAGAGAGAGAGAGAGAGAGAGAGAGAGAGAGCAAUAGAUAAAUAGAAAAAAAGAAUUUUUGUCGUCGGACGUUAAUCAUUAUCAACAGCCACUCCGCGUGCUAAUAGAGCAUAGUUUAGGAAUGAAAGAUACAUAAAAAACACUACAGUUGUGGGCAAAAUUAACUAGUUAUCACGUAAGCUAUAUUAGAUGAUAAUUAGGAUUUUAAAAUUAAACCAAUUUUUUGGAGACAAUGUUGUUGUUGCGGAUAUGUGUGCUGGCAUGCAAUACAAUCCACACAUAUCGCACAGCCCAGUAAGUCACCAAUCAUGCCCAUGUUGUACUAUCUUCCAAUUAGCUGCAAAGCUACUAUUAGAUGCACAAUUAAAUUCUCGUCCGGUUUUAAGUUCAAAAUCGUAACUGCGGAAUUAUUCAAAAUAUCGUUUCCUUAUGGUGGCUUCAACAACAUCCACCUGGUCGUCCCACCAAAUGUUACAACUGUAGUGGGAUAUUCCAGGGUGUCGUGCUCCUACGUUCGGGUUCUUCCGUCGUAGGUGCUGGUUCUCAGCUUAUCUGCACUGGCGCCGACGUUAGCAAGAACUGGCAAUCAAAUAUGGCAGAGAAGUUUUCAUAUGAACAUUCAAAACUCUUCACAUCAAGAGAAGCUUUCCGUAGAUAAAAAUGAACCUUGGGUUUAACAUUUAAAAUGAAUACUAGCCACUUGUUGUUUUUUUUUAAACCAUUCCUUAUACAUACACAUGUUUGGAAAUGCUGCGUGAGAAUUUAGCUGUGCAUCUACUACUACAGUAAACGCGGCAGGAAAAGAUACAGAUCCAUAGAUGUACCCAAAUUCAGGAUAUAUUACCUCCCGCAGCUGGUGUCCGUGAAUUUUGCUGAUUUUUACUAGUUUUCUAAUGAUAAACAAUUAAACGAUGAGAAUGCACGGUUCACACGGCCAUGGUAGCAGCUUUCGAGUAAAUAAACUGUUUGUACCGUGAAUAACUCCGUCUUGUCACCAUUGUUUGUGGUACGCUGGACACGCGUACCGUGUACUAACAAGAUGGCCAUCGUGCUAUAAGCUAAAUUUUCUUCAGAUAUGGUGCCGAUGAUAAGUCUGCAUAUGGUUAUGGCAUGCGCUAUUCAUAUUAUUACUAUUAGUAUAUCUACUUUCUCUGACUAAUGUUGGCGGAUACACCUCAUUACACAUAUUCUUUCUAAUGUUCUACAUUUUUUCCUCGUUUAGUUAGUGUAUGUAAAAAUGUAAAACGUAAGACAAUGUAAAUAAACGGCAGCCUCAAUUUGUAACAGCAGAGAGACCGAA
Anopheles funestus (African malaria mosquito) is the source of this 7328-nucleotide messenger RNA. RefSeq names its product eukaryotic translation initiation factor 4 gamma 1-like. The transcript has 3 exons. Gene Ontology annotation, cellular component: eukaryotic translation initiation factor 4F complex. The record is from RefSeq and is a predicted model, not a curated record. The coding region runs from base 2354 to 4552 and encodes 732 amino acids. Gene Ontology annotation, molecular function: translation initiation factor activity; protein binding; mRNA binding. NCBI's taxonomy places the organism in Eukaryota, Metazoa, Arthropoda, Insecta, Diptera, Culicidae.